Cicer arietinum (chickpea) is the source of this 1479-nucleotide messenger RNA. Lineage: Eukaryota; Viridiplantae; Streptophyta; Magnoliopsida; Fabales; Fabaceae. The record is from RefSeq and is a predicted model, not a curated record.
AUGAAGAGAAGUAAAAAAGUUGAUUGUUUUUUCAAGAGGAAAAUUUGUGAGAGUGAAAGAGAUGAAGAAAUUAUAACUUCUACAUCUGAAACUAUCUCUGAGAAUCCAAGAAUUGAAGAAAAUGAAAAUUAUCUUUCCAAGGUUCAUAGAGUUUUUGAAGAUGACUUUAAGAAAUGUUUAGAACGUGACCCCAAAAAGCGCCCUCAAAUUUGGCAUUAUCCACCAAAUCAAUUGGAUGCAAUACAAAUAGCUUAUCUAAAAUUUGGUCCUUAUCAAAUUAAUUUAGAAGAAUAUCCUUUAUCUGGCAACGAGGUUCAUCCAAGACGGUUUCAAUAUGCUUGGUUUAACAUCUUUUCUUCAUGGCUAGAAUAUUCACCUUCUAAAGAUGUUGCAUAUUGCUUACCAUGUUAUUUGUUUAGCAAAAGACCAAGUGGAUGUCCCAUAUCAUAUGUCUUCAGUACAGGUAUUAGAAAUUGAAAGAAAAUUAAAAAUAGAAAAUAUUGUGCCUUUCUCAAACACAUAGGGAUGGAUCCUUGCUCACCACACAACAAUGCAAUGAAAGCUUGUCUAGACUUGUUGAAUCAAGUUGAACAUAUUAGGAAUAGUAUUCAAGUGCAAAGCUUGGAACAAAUUUUAAAGAAUCGAAUAUGUCUCGAGACAUCAAUUGACAUUGUUCAUUGGUUAACACUUCAAGCUAGUGCUUUUAGGGGACAUGAUGAAACCAACAGGUCAAGAAAUCAAGGCAAUUUUCUUCAAUUGAUAAAACUCCUGGCAACUUACAAUGAUGAAGUUGCAAAAGUUGUGUUGGAAAAUGCUCCAUCUAAUUUCAAGUAUACUUCACAUCAAACAAAAGAACUCUUUCAUAUUCUUUUUAGUAGUGUGAGAAAACAUAUUUGUGAAGAAAUUGGUAAUUCCAAAUUUUGCAUCGUUGUAGAUGAAGCUUGCGAUGAAUCAAAAAAGGAACAAAUCAAUUUUUUUUUUGUGGAACAUGUUAAAGACACUACAACUUUAACUCUGAAAGAAGAAGUAUGUGAUAUACUUUCUCAACAUAAUCUUGAUGUUUCUAACAGACGUGGUCAAGGGUAUGAUGGUUCUAGUAAUAUGAGAGGAAAAUAGAACGGUUUACAAGCACUAUUUAUGAAAUCUUGUCCUUAUGCAUACUAUGUCCAUUGUUUUGCUCAUCGAUUGUAACUUGCUUUGGUUACUGCAUCAAAAGAAGUUGUUCCAAUUCAUAAAUUUUUUGAGAAACUAACUUUUGUUGUUAAUGUUGUUUGUUCUUCUACUAACCGUCAUGAUGAGUUACAAGCUGCUCAAUUAGAAGAAAUUGCACAUUUGCUAGAAAUUGAUGAGAUUGUAACUAGUAAAGGUGGAAAUCAAAUUGAUACUUUGUAACGAGUUGAGGAUACUCAUUGUGGAUCACAUUUCUCUUCUAUUUGUAGCUUGAUGAUUUCUCUUCUAUUAUUGAUGAUUUCAAGUUAA